Molecule: messenger RNA, 4895 nt
Organism: Suricata suricatta (meerkat)
Lineage: Eukaryota; Metazoa; Chordata; Mammalia; Carnivora; Herpestidae
Gene: MYH6
Product: myosin heavy chain 6
Exons: 33
Coding region: 1-4842 (1613 amino acids)
Cellular component (GO): myosin complex
Molecular function (GO): actin filament binding; cytoskeletal motor activity; ATP binding
Source: RefSeq, a predicted model, not a curated record
AUGACUGAUGCCCAGAUGGCUGAUUUUGGGGCGGCAGCCCAGUACCUCCGCAAAUCAGAGAAGGAGCGCCUGGAGGCCCAGACCCGGCCCUUUGACAUCCGCACUGAGUGCUUCGUGCCCGACGACAAGGAGGAGUUUGUGAAGGCUAAGAUCGUGUCCCGGGAAGGGGGCAAGGUCACUGCUGAGACAGAGAAUGGCAAGACAGUGACCGUGAAGGAGGACCAGGUGUUACAGCAGAACCCACCCAAGUUUGACAAGAUCGAGGACAUGGCCAUGCUGACCUUUCUGCACGAGCCUGCUGUGCUCUUCAACCUCAAGGAGCGCUAUGCAGCCUGGAUGAUCUAUACCUACUCCGGCCUCUUCUGUGUCACCGUCAAUCCCUACAAGUGGCUGCCUGUGUACAAUGCAGAGGUGGUGGCCGCCUACCGGGGCAAGAAGAGAAGCGAGGCACCACCCCACAUCUUCUCUAUCUCUGACAACGCCUAUCAGUACAUGCUGACAGAUCGGGAGAACCAGUCCAUCCUCAUCACUGGAGAAUCUGGUGCAGGGAAGACUGUGAACACAAAACGUGUCAUCCAGUACUUUGCCAGCAUCGCAGCCAUAGGUGACCGUGGCAAGAAGGACAAUGCCAAUGCAAACAAGGGCACCUUGGAGGACCAGAUCAUCCAGGCCAACCCUGCCCUGGAGGCCUUUGGCAAUGCCAAGACGGUCCGGAACGACAACUCCUCCCGCUUCGGGAAAUUCAUCAGGAUCCACUUUGGAGCCACAGGAAAGUUGGCUUCUGCAGACAUAGAGACCUAUCUCCUGGAGAAGUCUCGGGUGAUCUUCCAGCUGAAGGCUGAGAGAAACUACCACAUCUUCUACCAGAUCCUGUCCAACAAGAAGCCAGAGCUGCUGGACAUGCUGCUGGUCACCAACAACCCCUACGACUACGCCUUCGUGUCUCAGGGAGAGGUGUCCGUGGCCUCCAUCGAUGACUCCGAGGAGCUCCUGGCCACGGAUAGUGCCUUUGACGUGUUGGGCUUCACUCCUGAGGAGAAAGCCGGCGUCUACAAGCUGACGGGUGCCAUCAUGCACUACGGAAACAUGAAGUUCAAGCAGAAGCAGCGGGAGGAGCAGGCCGAGCCAGAUGGCACUGAAGAUGCCGACAAGUCUGCCUACCUCAUGGGGCUGAACUCAGCUGACCUGCUUAAGGGACUGUGCCACCCACGGGUGAAAGUGGGCAAUGAGUAUGUCACCAAGGGGCAGAGCGUCCAGCAGGUGUACUAUUCCAUCGGGGCACUGGCCAAAGCAGUGUAUGAGAAGAUGUUCAACUGGAUGGUGACACGGAUCAAUGCCACCCUAGAGACCAAGCAGCCACGCCAGUACUUCAUAGGGGUCCUGGACAUCGCCGGCUUCGAGAUCUUUGAUUUCAAUAGCUUUGAGCAGCUGUGCAUCAACUUCACCAACGAGAAGCUGCAGCAGUUCUUCAACCACCACAUGUUCGUGCUGGAGCAGGAGGAGUACAAGAAGGAAGGCAUUGAGUGGGAGUUCAUUGACUUUGGCAUGGACCUGCAGGCCUGCAUCGACCUCAUUGAGAAGCCUAUGGGCAUCAUGUCCAUCCUGGAAGAGGAGUGCAUGUUCCCCAAGGCCACUGACAUGACCUUCAAGGCCAAGCUGUAUGACAACCACCUAGGCAAGUCCAACAACUUCCAGAAGCCACGCAAUGUCAAGGGAAAGCAGGAAGCCCACUUCUCCCUGAUCCACUAUGCCGGCACUGUGGACUACAACAUCUUGGGCUGGCUGGAGAAGAACAAAGACCCGCUCAAUGAGACAGUGGUGGGCUUGUACCAGAAGUCCUCCCUCAAGCUUAUGGCCACACUCUUCUCCUCAUAUGCUUCUGCUGAUGUUGGGGACAGCAAUAAAGGCAAAGGAGGGAAGAAAAAAGGCUCAUCAUUUCAGACAGUGUCGGCCCUCCACCGGGAGAAUCUGAAUAAGCUUAUGACCAACCUGAGGACCACCCACCCUCAUUUUGUGCGUUGCAUCAUCCCCAAUGAACGGAAGGCUCCAGGGGUGAUGGAUAACCCCCUGGUCAUGCACCAGCUGCGCUGUAAUGGCGUGCUGGAGGGCAUCCGCAUCUGCAGGAAGGGAUUCCCCAACCGCAUCCUCUACGGGGACUUCCGGCAGAGGUAUCGCAUCCUUAACCCAACAGCCAUCCCUGAGGGCCAGUUCAUUGACAGCAGGAAAGGGGCAGAGAAGCUACUGGGCUCCCUGGACAUUGACCACAACCAGUACAAGUUCGGCCACACUAAGGUGUUCUUCAAGGCAGGACUCCUGGGUCUGCUGGAGGAGAUGAGGGAUGAGAGGCUGAGCCGCAUCAUCACCCGCAUCCAAGCACAAGCCCGGGGCCAGCUCAUGCGCAUUGAGUUCAAGAAGAUUGUGGAACGCAGGGAUGCUCUGCUGGUAAUCCAGUGGAACAUUCGGGCCUUCAUGGGGGUCAAGAACUGGCCCUGGAUGAAGCUCUACUUCAAGAUCAAGCCACUGCUGAAGAGCGCAGAGACAGAGAAGGAGAUGGCCACCAUGAAGGAAGAGUUUGGGCGCGUCAAAGAGGCGCUGGAAAAAUCAGAGGGCCGCCGCAAGGAACUGGAGGAGAAGAUGGUGUCCCUGCUGCAGGAGAAGAAUGACCUCCAGCUCCAAGUGCAGGCGGAACAAGAUAACCUCAAUGAUGCAGAGGAGCGCUGCGACCAGCUGAUCAAGAACAAGAUCCAGCUGGAGGCCAAGGUGAAGGAGAUGACAGAGAGGCUGGAGGACGAGGAGGAGAUGAAUGCAGAGCUCACUGCCAAGAAGCGCAAGCUGGAAGAUGAGUGCUCUGAGCUCAAGAAGGACAUUGAUGACCUGGAGCUGACACUGGCCAAAGUGGAGAAGGAGAAGCAUGCAACAGAGAACAAGGUGAAGAACCUGACAGAAGAGAUGGCUGGGCUAGAUGAGAUCAUCGCCAAGCUGACCAAGGAAAAGAAGGCUCUGCAAGAGGCCCACCAGCAAGCCCUAGAUGACCUUCAGGCUGAGGAGGACAAGGUCAACACACUGACUAAGUCUAAGGUCAAGCUGGAGCAGCAGGUGGAUGAUCUGGAGGGGUCCCUGGAGCAGGAGAAGAAGGUGCGCAUGGACUUGGAGCGAGCAAAGCGGAAGCUGGAGGGUGACCUGAAGCUGACCCAGGAGAGCAUCAUGGACCUGGAGAAUGACAAGCAGCAGCUUGAAGAAAAGCUCAAGAAGAAGGAAUUUGACAUUAAUCAGCAGAACAGUAAGAUUGAGGAAGAGCAGGCACUGGCCCUUCAGCUGCAGAAGAAACUAAAGGAAAAUCAGGCUCGCAUUGAGGAGUUGGAGGAGGAACUGGAGGCUGAACGCACCGCCAGGGCCAAGGUGGAGAAGCUGCGCUCAGACCUGUCCAGAGAGCUGGAGGAGAUCAGCGAGCGGCUGGAAGAGGCUGGCGGGGCCACAUCCGUGCAGAUCGAGAUGAACAAGAAGCGCGAGGCUGAGUUCCAGAAGAUGAGGCGGGAUCUGGAGGAGGCCACACUGCAGCACGAGGCCACGGCGGCGGCCCUGCGCAAGAAGCACGCCGACAGCGUGGCCGAGCUGGGUGAGCAGAUCGACAACCUGCAGCGUGUGAAGCAGAAGCUGGAGAAGGAGAAGAGUGAGUUCAAGCUGGAGCUGGAUGAUGUCACCUCCAACAUGGAGCAGAUCAUCAAGGCCAAGGCAAACCUAGAGAAGGUGUCCCGGACACUGGAGGACCAGGUCAAUGAGAACCGUGCAAAGCUGGAAGAAACCCAACGCUCCUUCAAUGACCUCACCACCCAGCGAGCCAAGCUGCAGACUGAAAAUGGUGAGCUGUCCCGACAGCUGGAUGAGAAGGAGGCACUGAUCUCUCAGCUGACCCGAGGAAAGCUCUCCUACACCCAGCAGCUGGAGGACCUCAAAAGGCAGUUGGAGGAGGAGGGCAAGGCAAAGAACGCCCUGGCCCACGCACUGCAGUCAGCCCGGCAUGACUGUGACCUGCUGCGGGAGCAGUACGAGGAGGAGAUGGAGGCCAAGGCUGAGUUGCAACGUGUCUUGUCCAAAGCCAACUCAGAGGUGGCCCAGUGGAGGACCAAGUAUGAAACAGAUGCCAUCCAGAGGACUGAGGAGCUCGAAGAGGCCAAGAAGAAGCUGGCCCAGAGGCUGCAGGAUGCCGAGGAGGCCGUGGAGGCCGUCAAUGCCAAGUGCUCGUCCCUGGAGAAGACCAAGCACCGGCUGCAGAAUGAGAUCGAGGACCUGAUGGUGGACGUGGAGCGCUCCAAUGCAGCCGCUGCAGCCCUGGACAAGAAGCAGAGGAACUUCGACAAGAUCCUGGCCGAGUGGAAGCAGAAGUAUGAGGAGUCGCAGUCAGAGCUGGAGUCCUCGCAGAAGGAGGCGCGCUCCCUCACCCUCAAGGGCGGCAAGAAGCAGCUGCAGAAGCUGGAGGCCCGGGUGCGGGAGCUGGAGAAUGAGCUGGAAGCUGAACAGAAGCGCAACGUGGAGUCAGUCAAGGGCAUGAGGAAGAGUGAGCGCCGCAUCAAGGAGCUGACCUACCAGACGGAGGAGGACAAGAAGAACCUGCUGCGGCUGCAGGACCUGGUGGACAAGCUGCAGCUGAAGGUCAAGGCCUACAAGCGCCAGGCAGAGGAGGCAGAGGAGCAGGCCAACACCAACCUGUCCAAGUUCCGCAAGGUGCAGCAUGAGCUGGAUGAGGCAGAGGAGCGGGCGGACAUCGCCGAGUCCCAGGUCAACAAGCUGCGGGCCAAGAGCCGUGACAUCGGCGCCAAGCAAAAACUGCAUGAUGAGGAGUGACACCACCUGGGGAACCUCACUCUUGCCAACCUGUAAUAAACAUGAGUGCCAGA